This is a messenger RNA of Odontomachus brunneus, 567 nucleotides long. RefSeq names its product glutamic acid-rich protein-like. NCBI's taxonomy places the organism in Eukaryota, Metazoa, Arthropoda, Insecta, Hymenoptera, Formicidae. The record is from RefSeq and is a predicted model, not a curated record. The transcript is spliced from 4 exons. The annotation marks the transcript as partial.
AUGAAUACAGGUGAUGACGAAGCUUGGAGUAGUGGAGAGUCAGAGCCUGAAGAAGAUGUUAUUACAGACAGAACUAUUGCAUGUGAUGUCGAUUUACUUGAUAACGAACGUGAUGAGAAUAUACCAGAUGUACACUAUGAUCCUUAUUUUUACCCAUCUAUAAAAACUUUUACUGAACAAACCAAUCUUUUUCAAGAACAAAAUCCCGAACCGGAUCGAAUACAUAUGAAGCCGUGGACUCCUAUCACUGAAGACGAAUUAUGGAUAAUCAUUGCUUUAUCAAUAAACAUGGGUCAUGUUGUAAAAGGGCAACUAAAGGAUUAUUGGAGCCGAGAUCCACUGCUAUACACUCCAAUAUACGGCGAAAAACAUAUAGAAGUCAUUAACAUUGAUGACUCUGAGCAGGAGGACGAGGAGGAGGAGGAGGAGGAGGAGGAGGAGAUGGAGAUCGACGAAAUAGAGGAGGAGAUGGAGAUCGACGAAAUAGCAGAACAUAUGCAAGUCAUUAACAUUGAUGACUCUGAGGAGGAGCAGGAAGAGGAGGAGGAGAUGGAGAUCGACGAAAUA